AUGAGGAAAUGGAAAAACCAAUACAAAGGAAGUGGUCAGAUGACACUUGGGCGCCCUUUCAUCUUUAAGCGCAUUGAUAUGGAUGUCUUUGAGCAAUAUUUUGACAAGAUGGUAACUGGAGGCUCCAGUGGGAUUGGAAAAUGUAUUGCUAUUGAAUGCUAUAAGCAAGGUGCUUUCAUAACACUGAUUGCAAGGGAUGAGAACAAGCUGUUACAGACAAAGAAGGAAAUAGAAAAGUACUCUGUUAAUGACAAGCAGGUUGUACUUUGUAUUUCCGUUGAUGUGUCUAAAGACUACGAACAGGUGGAGAAUGUUCUAAAACAGGCUCAGGAGAAGUUGGGGCCAGUUGACAUGCUUGUAAACUGUGCAGGAACAUCAGUUACAGGAAAAUUUGAGGAUAUUGAAGUGAAUUCUUUUGAAAGAUUAAUGGCAGUCAAUUACCUGGGGAGUGUUUACCCGAGCCGAGCAGUAAUCGCUACCAUGAAGGAACGCAGAAUGGGAAGGAUUGUAUUUGUCUCAUCUCAGGCUGGGCAGUUAGGCCUGUUUGGAUAUACAGCUUAUUCUCCAACAAAAUUUGCUCUUCGAGGGUUGGCUGAAGCCCUGCAAAUGGAGGUGAAACCUUACAAUGUCUACGUAACAGUGGCCUAUCCUCCAGAUACUGAUACUCCUGGCUUUGCAGAAGAAAGUAAAACAAAGCCCUUAGAGACGAAGCUGAUUUCUGAAACCUCAUCUGUUUGCCAAGCAGAACAAGUUGCCAGAGUUAUAGUGAAAGAUGCCAUACAAGGGAACUUCAACAGCUCGGUUGGAUCAGAUGGUUACAUGCUGUCAAUAUUGACAAGUGGAAUGUCACCAGUCACUUCUAUUACUGAAGGUCUUCAGCAGGUUGUUUGCAUGGGCAUUUUUCGCAUCAUUGGCCUAUUUUACCUAGGAAGUUUUGACAGCAUAGUUCGUCGCUGCAUGAUGCAAAGGGAAAAAUCUGAAAGUGCAGAUAAAACUGAGUAAUCUUUACUUUGAGUGGAAAGAAGAAUGUCAAGCGGUCCUGGACAGCUUGCUGCUUAAGUGGGACUCUGUUUUGCUCCUGAAGGAUUUAGGCUGGAGGUACUUGCAUGUGUGACAGAGGAGUCCCUUCAAAAGCUAUGAAAGAAAAAACAAAAGUACAAAUCCAGAAAAUGCCAAACUAUGCAAAAGUAUGAAUGAGGAUUAGAUACCUUUUUUUUUUGGUGAUUUGAGUUGGAAAGAAUUUGGAGAGCUUGUAAGUGAUCUGCAGAAUAGAAUUUGAGAAUGGACUAUGGGAGGUAAUUCUGGACAAAUACUUAAGUUUUCUCACUUUGGUGCUUAUGGAUGAAAUAAGUACCAUGACAGACUGGGCUGAAGUAGAUUGAAGUCCCUGAACAAGUUGGUACCUUUUGCUAACGUUUUGGGAGUGCUAUUGAUUUAGAAUGUUAACUUUUCCUUUGGCCAAUCUAGAGAUCCUUCUGUCAAUGACAGCUUUCCUUAUUCUGUCCAACAUACAACUGUGGAAACCUGAAGAUCUCAAAUAUGUUUGUAUAAUCCAAGCUUUCUCAGUGUGGGAGUAAUUAAAAAGUAUGGUUUAAUAUAUGCGUACUUUCUAAAGGGAGAUGAAGAACCCGUACCCACAGAGAAAUGCUAGGAGAUGUGAUUGGGUCUGUAGCUCUUCUGGCCUUUGAAGUAUGUUGUGAACAAAAAAACAAAAACAAAACAAAACCGAAAGAAAUCAAACCAGUAUCAAGUGUGUCAGUUAUGACUCAGCAUUUUAAGCCAUUGAAACAAUGUACAAUUUUUACAGGUACUUAAUCUGCCAGUUUUUGCUCUGGAGAGGAAAGUGGCUUAAUGCUACUUCAUGCAUAUUAAUUUCAAAGCUGCAAAUGAUGAGCCAAACCAGUAGUUGAUGAUAGAAUCGAUUGUAAUUAAAAUGCUGGGCUCUUCCAGUAGCAGGAAUGUAGCUUUUUAGGGCAAGAGGGGUCAGGAGUGGGGAGAGGUGUGGGUGAGGAGGGGGGAGAGGUGUGUGUCAGAAUGGCCUUCCACACUGCAUUAUAUCACUGCACGGAAAAGCUUUCACAUGAGAAAUUCCAUAAAAUACUCUCCUUAUAUGACCCACUUCUAAUUUGUUUCAUUUACAUUAUAUGAAACAAGGCUGCUCAAUAACUGCUUCAGAACACACAGAACCCAGUGGUUGUUUCUAAUAAAUCUUGUUUAACACUGAAAAAGCUUGAUGCGUAACAAUGAUGUUUUAAGGGUGCACUAUGUAUACAGUUUAUUUAAUGGACCACUAUAGUAAGUGCCUUGUGAGCUGCUUUUUUUUUCAAAAGCUGCGUAUUUUGUAUUUGUUAGCACUGCUGUGUUUUCAAUGUCAUAUUUCCAUUUUCAUUCAGUACUCUGAAUCUAAAAUUAUGUGUAAAACUGGGCACUUUCACUUCUUUGAAAGUAAUAUUUAACAACCAAAAUAGGCAAAACUGAUUGCUUUCGUUAAGAUACUCUAUAUCUAUUUAAGAAGAGGUAUUCAAUUAAACUGAGAUAAAAAAUAGGUGGCUAACUGGAAAACCUUAGAAUACAAUUUAUUGAGGCUAAUUUUUUCCCUCUCAGAAUUAGGCUGAUCACUUUUCAAAUUUUCUUCACAUAAACUAAACUUGCUUUAAUACCUGGUUAUAAACAUAUUUUUUGGAGAGGAUCACACUGGCACUCUCAUUUUAAGUGGUGAAAAUUCAUUAGCUUACAAAUGUUGAGGCACUGUUGAAUUCUUCACCAAGCCUAUGUUUUAGGUCCUGCCUCUUGAUUUUGUUUAGAUAUGUGAAGUUAUGCAUGCCUAUAAUAUAAUACUAAUUUUGAGAAUAUAGUGUAUUUACUGCAUUUUUAAACAGCUUGGCUUCAGUGCAAAGAAAUCUAGUGUGCAUUUGUAUUUCCUGUGCUGCCUAAUGUGAAUGACAUAAAGGAGCAUUUAUCAUACAUCCAUUGUCAACAUUGCUGUUUUUCUUAAA
Cyanistes caeruleus (blue tit) is the source of this 2996-nucleotide messenger RNA. NCBI's taxonomy places the organism in Eukaryota, Metazoa, Chordata, Aves, Passeriformes, Paridae. The record is from RefSeq and is a predicted model, not a curated record.